AUGGAAACGCCUGGGCUGUCGUUUAGUCGCCGAGUUCUAUUGCUUAAACAGCGACUUUGUAGUAGUGAGUGGCCUGGCAGCUCGCGUGUCACGGGGAUUUUUCUGCACCUUUUCCGACGACUUGCUGGACCGAACGGCAUAGAGAAACCAAGAGAGAGCACGGAAGCGAGAGCGGACAGAGAAAGCACUCGACUGAAGCUUGGGCCGUUUCGGCAGCCGUGCUGUCCAAUCAUGUGUCGAGUCGUGGGGAGAAAAAAAGGGCACGCUGCGUCCUUUCGAUCCUUCACGCUCUCGUUUGCUGAACCGACGAGUCGACGCGUCUAUUUAGUGACGUCGCGAAGUGGACCCCAAACCCUGGGACACUUCGAACAAGCUCGAGGUAUUGGGCCCCCACGACUGACCAUUGAUUUGAUUCUGGACGCUAUGGCUGCUGUCAGCAUUGAAGACAUUGCUGAAUGGCAGUAG
Messenger RNA from Peronospora matthiolae, 465 nucleotides. The record is from the annotation of a GenBank genome assembly. NCBI's taxonomy places the organism in Eukaryota, Oomycota, Peronosporomycetes, Peronosporales, Peronosporaceae.